AUGAGUGGUCAUACUCUGCGAAAAAAAAAACCUGUUACUGUAGAAGAUCAAUAUGCACUGGAUGAUCAAGGCAGACGUAGGUUCCAUGGAGCAUUCACUGGAGGUUUUUCCGCCGGAUACUUUAAUAGUGUCGGCACUAGAGACGGUUGGAGACCACAGCAAUUUAAAUCAUCGCGUAGCAGUAAAGCUGAAAAUGUUUCACAGCGCCCUGAAGAUUUUAUGGAUGAAGAAGAUACUGGUGAAUUUGGUAUUGCACCUACUGGAAUAAGAGCUACUGGAGAUUUUAGUGACCGAUCUGAGAGAGCCAAAAAACGGAAAAGAGAUCAAACUGAUGGUAGUCAACCUAUUCCUGGAGAACCUGUGCUUAAAGAAUUGUUGAAGCCAGUCACGUACACAAUGGGUGUUAUUUUAUUAAAAAAAAUGGGCUGGAAACCAGGACAAGGUGUUGGGCCAAGAUUAGCUAAAAAAGAUAAAAAAAAAAUUCAUGAAAGAAAUACUAAAAAAAAAGUUUAUGGAUGUACAUUGCCUGGCCAGGAAAUAACUCCUUACGAAAAUGUAAUCCUAAAGAAAAUUAUUUUGGUAUUGGAUACAGUGGCUUAGAGAGGCAAUCUGUUCUUUCUAACAAUUUCAAUCUUUUUGACACAACAACAUUUACAAUGCAAGAUAAAAACAAAAAGCUUUCAAUCCGAGGACAGGCUUUUGGAGUAGGUGUUUUCGAAGCUGAUGACGAAGAUAUUUACUCAUCAACGGAUAUGUCUAAUUACGAUUUUUCCCUGGGUCCCGAGUCUAAAAAAAAUCAAAGGACUAAUGAGAAAAAAGAUAAUGCUUCUAAAGAUAACUGUAUAGAAGGUUUUGUUGCAGCAAAGAAUUGUUUGAGUAGAAAAAAAAUUUUUGAUCCACCUUUAUUGCCUAGGGAUUAUAAGCCGGUUCAUAAAAUAAAAAAAAAAAGCCGAUUUUCGUCCAUUGUACCAGAUGAGCAAGAUAAAGAAAAAUCUUGCUUCAAACAAAAAUUAAAUGCUGAUGAACGGUUGCAAAUUUUGGAUGAAAAACCGAGUAGUGAAAAAAGUGAUGAUCAAUCUAAAUUACCUACUCAGAAUGAAGAUUUAAAAAUUCAAGGAAUUGAUACUAAAGAAAUUAAAAAAUCUAAAUUAUCGUGGAUGGAUAAAUUAAAUUCAUCAAUUUUUUUAUCUGGAGGUAUUGUAGGAAGCAAUAAAAAAUCUACAGAUACUUUUGAAAAUUUAGAAGCAAAGAAAAUUUUGUCUAAUGAAGUAAGUUCUGAAGAGAUUAAAAUUGAUUUUAAUAAAGUAGAUGAAAGCUCUGCUUUUAGAAAGUCAGAAGAAGAAUCUAUUAAUAAAAUAAAUAAUUCUAGUAAUGAAACAAAAGAGUUUGUAAGUAAAUCUGUGAAUAAUACUUUGAGUUCAGUUCCUGAAGAUCAAAUGAUCAAAGCUGCAAAAAUGAAUAUGUUUGGAAAGCUAACAAGAACAAUAGAUGUUUGGCAACCAGCCAGUGUUGUUUGCAAACAAUUAAAUAUACCAGAGCCUUUUGGUAAAAGUAUGAAAGCUGAGCCGCAAAAACGUAAGCGAUAUUCUGUUUUUGAAUCUUUGAAUAAUUAUAAUGAAGAUAAAUACCAAAAAGCUACUGAUACUGCUGGAACUUUUAAAGAGCCUGUUAUUAUGGAUAAAUCUUUUGAGAAAAAAAAUCUAAAUUUAUUGGAAGAAAAUAAUUUAAAUUUGGACUUAAAUGUUGAUAAAUCACAGGAUAAUAGUUUUAAAAUUGAUAAUAAAAAAGACACUUUUAAUUUAAAUUCAACUAAUUUAGCAACAACUAGUGUAAACUCAUUAAAAAGUUCAAACAGGCAUGAGAGCGAUAAAGCGGAUGAAAGUCAAGCUAGUUCAUUAGUCGGUGAGCAAUUAGGCAAAGUUGAGGCAAAUAAAGAUUUGUUUAAAGCGAUAUUUUUGAGUAGCAGUGAUGAGUCGGAAGCUGAGGAUGAUCCUGAGGAUGUUGAUAAUAAUACUGUAAAGUCUUUGUUAAUUGGAAAACCUGCGACUGAGUUAAUAAAUGUUCAAAGGAAUAAUUCUCCUCCUAGAGGAAUUUUUGCUAAGUUGGAUUUAGAUGAUUUGAUGAAAUCUAAAAAAAUUGUAGAAAAAAUUAAUGAAUCUAAAGUUAAAGAGUCAACAAUAAUCCCUUGUAAGGACGAAGAAAUUCAAGUAAUUGGUAAAGAAAGUUUAUCUUCCAACACAGUUACUGAAUCAGAAGACUUGCUUAAUAGUUAUGGCCCAGUUCUUCCACAACAUCCAACAAAAGUUAAAGACACAUCUGACUCUGGAGAGAUACAAAAGCCGGUGUAUAAUAAGAAGAUAGUAAGUAAGUUAGAUAAUGUUGAGCUUUCUUUGAAAUGGGUCGAGAAAACUAAGUCUAAAAAGGCGAAGAAAGAUAAGAAAAAGUCCAAGCAUAAAGCAAAGGAAAAAAAACGAAAGCACCAGAAAAAAGAACGGUAG
Molecule: messenger RNA, 2498 nt
Organism: Cotesia congregata
Lineage: Eukaryota; Metazoa; Arthropoda; Insecta; Hymenoptera; Braconidae
Source: the annotation of a GenBank genome assembly